Messenger RNA from Drosophila biarmipes, 1025 nucleotides. RefSeq lists its product as uncharacterized. The record is from RefSeq and is a predicted model, not a curated record. The coding region runs from base 64 to 1005 and encodes 313 amino acids. The transcript is spliced from 2 exons. NCBI's taxonomy places the organism in Eukaryota, Metazoa, Arthropoda, Insecta, Diptera, Drosophilidae.
UUUCAUUCAGUACCUCGGGCGAAGCGGAGUAGAAUCGAUUGAACUAAGGCAGGUAAAUGCAAAAUGGAUGACCGAACAGGGCACUAUAACCAAAGGAAGUUGAUAGCACUACUGAAUGAAGCCAUAACGUCGUUCAUCGUUCAAAAAAGCCAGAAACUGAAAAUAAACAGAGCCUACACUUUAACUGCGGAAAUAAGCAAAGACAGCGUCCACUUGGGGAUAUCCGAGUCAAAUGGCGCGGCGAAAGCCAGGGAACCUACAAGACUGGACGAAGAGGUGGCCAAUCUGGAAUGCAAAGUAGCCACAAUGGGCGCAGAAUUGAGCGACAGCAAGGAGUGCAUUGAGGAGAUGAGGUCUAAGUUGAGGGCCAAGGAAGGAGAGGUCAAACAGUCCGAAGCGAAAGUUAGGGAGAAAGCCAGUGAAGUUGCUAGAUUGAACGAAGAGUUGGCUGUCCUGGGAGGUCAACUCGCCAUAAAUGGGGCAGAUUUGACUGGCAAAAGGAAGUGCAUUGAGGAAAUGCGGUCCAAACUGAUGGCCAACGAGAGUGAGGCUUCAGCCCUAAAAGGAAAAAUUGCUGAACUGAAGUACGCCAGCUCCAAGCAUUUGGACGAAUAUAACAAGGGCAAGACCGACCUGGAGGCCAAAGUGGGAGCUUACAAGUUCGAGGUAUCGAGUCUAAUCGAAAAAGUCGCGAAACUGGAGUCUGCUGCCCUUGAAAGCUGGAAAAUAUGGGACCACAAUAGCAAGUACAUAGCCAACCUGAUCCACGAAAAUUCAACGGCGAAGGAGAAACUGCAGUCUGCGGCUUUCGAAAUCCACAAUCACAUAAACGAAAGGAGACGAUGCAAGCUGGAAAUAAUCAGUCUGGAGGAAAGAAUUGUUAAGCUGGAGGAAAGUUUUAAAAGUGCCACUGAGUUUCUACCCGAACAAUUAAAAAAUUUGGUGUGCUCUUUAUACGAAAAGAAGAAAAUAUGUUUCAACAAAGUGUGCUCAAUGCUGGAGUGAAAGUUAUUAUUGAUUUCCUA